Molecule: messenger RNA, 566 nt
Organism: Gymnogyps californianus (California condor)
Lineage: Eukaryota; Metazoa; Chordata; Aves; Accipitriformes; Cathartidae
Gene: GET1
Product: guided entry of tail-anchored proteins factor 1
Exons: 5
Coding region: 1-513 (170 amino acids)
Biological process (GO): tail-anchored membrane protein insertion into ER membrane
Source: RefSeq, a predicted model, not a curated record
AUGGCGGAGAGCGGCGCCUGGCUGCUGGUGCUGAGCUCCGUCUUCCUCUGCAACGCUCUCAAGAUCCUUCUGCCCUCCUGCUCCUCCAUCAUAUCCAGACUGUUACAAAAGGAUGCAGAGCAGGAAUCCCAAAUGAGAGCUGAAAUUCAGAACAUGAAGCAAGAACUCUCAACCAUUAGUAUGAUGGAUGAGUUUGCUAGAUAUGCCCGUCUGGAAAGAAAGAUUAACAAAAUGACUGACAAGCUUAAAACUCAUGUGAAAGCACGAACUGCCCAAUUAGCCAAAAUAAAGUGGGUUAUAAAUAUUGUAUUCUACAUCUUACAAGCUGCCUUGAUGAUCUCUCUGAUUUGGAAGUACUAUUCUGAGCCGGUUACAGUGCUUCCAAGCAAAUGGCUUGCUCCGCUGGAGCGCCUGGUAGCUUUUCCUACAGGGGUGGCAGGUGGUGUUGGAAUUACAUGUUGGCUUGUGGUUUGUAAUAAAGUUGUAGCUAUCAUGCUACACCCUUUCAGCUGAAGGAAUCCCAGUAAUCCAUACAGUCCUCAACUACAUUUUCAUUAUUGCUGUUU